Molecule: messenger RNA, 1379 nt
Organism: Trifolium pratense (red clover)
Lineage: Eukaryota; Viridiplantae; Streptophyta; Magnoliopsida; Fabales; Fabaceae
Exons: 8
Coding region: 76-1104 (342 amino acids)
Source: RefSeq, a predicted model, not a curated record
AAGCAAUUAUUACUUUUGUAAGGAAGGGGAAGAAGAAAGGAAAAAACUUUGAAGAAGAAAGUUGCAACAGCAACAAUGGCAAUGGCAAUGACAAUGGGUGUUUGUGUUUCUUCAAUUUUCAAGUUUUCUUCUUACAAUUAUAACAAUAAGGCUGUAACAGUAGCAGUGCAUAAGAAGGAGAAGAUGGGUGUUCCUUACAAUCUAAAGGAAGGGCAGUCUCGUAUUUUCCAUAAGCUUCCUUCUGGUCUGAACAUGGAGGUCAUUGUUCAGAAGAAGAAUAAGGAAAGUAGAAAUGAUGUUGAAAAUGAAAAGCAUUACUCUUUGGUGUUUGUUCAUGGAAGUUAUCAUGCUGCUUGGUGUUGGGCUGAACAAUGGUUGCCUUUCUUUUCUGAAUCUGGAUAUGAUUGCUAUGCCCUUUCUUUCUUAGGACAGGGCGAAAGUGAUGAACCAGAAGAUACAGUUGCUGGUACACUUCAGACACAUGCAAGAGAUGUUGCAGAUUUUAUUCAUCGAAAUAUCAGAUCGCCACCUGUAUUGCUCGGACAUUCAUUUGGAGGACUUAUUAUUCAGUAUUAUAUUUCCAAUUUAGGAAAUAACAAACUCAAAGAAAACUUAUACCCGGAGCUUAGAGGAGCUGUCCUUGUUUGUUCUGUACCUCCUUCUGGUAACAGUGGACUAGUCUGGCGAUAUCUCAUUUCGAAGCCAAUCGCUGCCUUCAAGGUGACAUACAGCUUGGCAGCAAAAGGUUUUCAAAGCUCUCUUUCUCUUUGCAGAGAAACAUUUUUCUCGGGCACGAUGGAGGAUCAUGUUGUUAAAAGAUAUCAAGAACUAAUGAAAGAAAGUUCUCGGAUGCCAUUGUUUGAUUUAAGAAAACUGAAUGCUUCACUUCCAGUUCCAUCAGUGCCAAAUCUCCCUCUAGAAGUUCUUGUUUUGGGUGCAAACAACGAUUUCAUUGUGGAUGCUGAGGGACUCAAAGAAACAGCAGAAUUUUAUGGUGUGUCACCUGUAUGUGUUGAAGGAGUUGCUCAUGACAUGAUGUUGGACACUUCAUGGGACAAAGGUGCAGAAGUUAUACUUUCAUGGCUAAAUGGUUUACACAAGUAAAAAGAGGAAAAAUUAGAGGAAAUGUUUGAUUCAUUUUUCUAGAAAUGAUGAUUGUUGCUUCAACUCAUUACAAAUGAUUGAAUAGUUUCACUAAGCUUCAAGCUAAGGCAACAAAGGAGGGUCCAAAUAGUGUCACAGAGAGAUAUGAUUUGUGUAAAAACUCAUUUCCUUAUCAGAUUUGUUGUGUAUUUGGAAAGGCGCCGCCGCGACAUUAUUACAAUAGUUUUUGAAUGUGUUAAAAUUACAAAAACAUACAUAAAUGUUUUUUUUACUCA